Molecule: messenger RNA, 555 nt
Organism: Sodiomyces alkalinus F11
Lineage: Eukaryota; Fungi; Ascomycota; Sordariomycetes; Glomerellales; Plectosphaerellaceae
Exons: 5
Coding region: 1-555 (184 amino acids)
Source: RefSeq, a predicted model, not a curated record
AUGACAAACAUUACACCCGGAUAUACCUCUGCUGAAGCUCUUUCCUCCCUUGCAGCAUCCGAUCUGUGUGUACAAAUCAACGACCCACAGCAACGUUUGCGUAACAAUCUUCCCAAGCCUGAAUCAUCAGUGGAUGGGGUUGCAUUCCGCAAACGGCAUGCAACGACUCGUCGUCCCCAACUUCCGCAGUGGUCCGUCAGUUGGAAUGUCACGGUCCAUGCUCGGUUCAUCAUUCCCCAGUUUCAUGCCUCCGACAAUAGCACUCUGAGAGUGGUAUGGAUAUUGACCCAUCGCAAGACAUUGGAGAAGAACGGUAACCCAGAGAAUACAUUCAUCAAAGGGAUGGCCAGGGGGAGGAGGGGAACAGAGAAUUAUGCGGGAGAGAGGUACGACUCGGCCGAGACACAUGCAUUCCCUGGACCGUGCCUCAAGACAAGUCCAGACUUUCACCAAGCCCAUAUUGCAUCGGCAUUGCUGAAUGACGUCGUAACCGGAGUACAUGUCCGAGCAAGACAAAGAAAUUCCUCUUGUACGGCCAAGCGCAAGAAAAGGUGA